AUGAUAGAGGAAGUGUUCGAUGCAAAGCGAUGGCUCUUCUGCAGAACGAGGAGUAAGUACGCUCUAGUCAAGAAACUCCCCCAAUCUAACCUUAGCAGCUUCGCAAUCUGGUACUUGCGGACUUCGUACCUCGCCAGCAACAAGGAUGGGGUAGGUGAGCGCUUGAUCAAUGUGAACAAUUCCAUUCUCAACACUCCUGGGUUUCGCGCUGCUGGCUGGUCAACCGAGCCCAUACGGAGAACUUACUCUCCGCCAAUACCAACAACGGGCGCGGCAGAGUAUUUUCAGAAUGGUGCCAGUCUCAACAGAGAAGUCUUACUGGCCGACGACGAAGAUGAGGGAGGAAUGGUGACGGGAAGAGCGAGUAACGAUACGAUAGGCCCUGCGCUCCGCCGGCGCCGGCGAAAGGAGCAGAUUGACGAUGACGAUAGCAGCGAUUUGAGCGACGAGAGCGACGAUGCAGAGGGCAAUCAGCGAGCAGCACAGCAAAUAAGAUUCGCCAAAAUGCCUGCUCGCACCCGUGCAGGGUCUUCGCCUGGACAGACAAGCGAGGGAGCCCAUCCCGAUGUCAUGGUCACUUCACCUUCGAAGCCGCGGGACGGGCGACAUCGCACCGGCUCACUUGGUGCUGUUGAGGCUGUCAAGGCUCGAGCUCGAGCUGACACUGCUACAAGCAGUGAGAUGUCCUCUGAAAAUGAGGUCGACCCGUCCUACUUUCAACGCCGCCAGAUCAAUGCACGCUCAGUCCCAAAAUCAGUCCCGAGGGACCAAAGACCUGGGGAAUACACCGCUCCUCUCACAGCCGCACACUAUGAAUCCGAUGAAGACAGCGUGGGUUCGGUUGCAUCCUCUGACUUGGGUGAAACCGUGGAUUCUGCCUCUGCGCUGGCGGUAGGCACCGUCUCCCCUUCAUCGUCUCCCGUGCUCGCUGGCCUGGCUUCACUCGAGUCGACAUCCAGGAGCCUGCAUUCCGGUCAGUCGGGGUCCCCAAAGAAGACACGCACACUUCCUCUGCUUCAACAGCUACCCCCUUCUCGUCCUAUUAGCUUUGUGCCGCCAGUCAGUGCCCUAUCUCAGGCUUUGAACGCGCAAAAGCAGACUCCCAAAAACCCCAUUCAAGGCUUUGCCAAUCUUUCGGCCAAAGGCACCCCCGAUGCCUUGUGGAUCAAGAUCUAUGCACCAUUUUCCACAGAUCCAGAGGAGCCGUUUGAGAUGCCGCUGGUCAAGACCUCGAAGGACGGCCUUCGCAUUAUUGUGGCAGAAGCGAUUGGCUUCGCUCUUUGGCGUUAUACAGAAGAAGACUUACAGCCGCCACUACAACCGUCACAACUCAAUGUGAACAAGUGGUGCUUUCGCAUGUGCGAAGAGGGCGAAGUUGAAUACGACUUUCCAGCCCUCGCUCGGACACGGCCAAUUGCUGACUUCACGUCUAAUAACAACAGAGGUGCACGGGGUCGAUCUAGGGGCCGGAACUUCGACGAAUUCGCUCUCGUCGAGGUGUCAGAAGGCGAGCUGAGGGCGAACAACGCGGAAACACCGCAGUUUAUCCCACCCGAAGAGGAGGUCGCUAUUUCAGCAACACCAGCAACACUCCAAGCGGAGACGAGUCCGAGUCCACAUCCAGGAACCAGCCGUGCAACAUCCUCGCGAACAAACGUCUUGCUCGCCGGCCAGCCGUUUGCGUCCGCUCUCAGUAACACAUCAUUGACACCUGCCGACCAACCAGUUCGUGCAGCUCAACAAGCUACGCCACGAAUUGGGCCUACCAAGACCUUAAGGGUUCGCUACUUCGAUCUUGAUGUCUCUGCGCGAUCAACCACCCUUGAAAUCUCGUCGGAUACCUAUCUUGCUGAGAUUCUCGAUCAAGUCUGCAAGAAAUGGAACUUCGACAAGGGCUUCUUCGUGCUCAAAGUCACAGGUACCAACACGGUCGCGCCACUGGACCGUACUGUGGAAGCUUUAGGGACCAGAUCCGACCUGGAAUUGGUUCGCAAAAGGUUUGGAGCUGGUCCAGCUGGAUUGGCCGGCUCACCUGGUAGUGCAUCACCGAAUGCUCCUUUGCUCCUGGACAUUCAAGGCCCGAAGAAGGGCAAGAAGGCGCAGACUGCAUUUGCACGAGAGUUUGCACAGAAGCAGGAUCUUGCGUCUAGUGCGAGCAACUUCAAAAAGUACUAUGUGACGAGAAAACAGCUCACAUCCUUCACCCAAGGCAACCAACGAGUCCUGAUGUUUGAUGGAGAUAUGCUGCAUAUUUUACCAACGGAUGCUGUCAAGAGUUCAUAUGCAAAGACUAGCUCCCUUGCCUUCAGCGAUAUCAUUCGGUGCAAGAUCAGCAGCAAGCAUAGCAAACUGGUGAGGAUAUCAGUGCCCCGACCCAACGACCCCAAGGGUGAGCUGAAGAGGUACGACUUUGAAGCGCGUACGGCAGGGGAGGCACAAGAGAUCGUUGACGACAUCAGUCGCGAGAUGAGACGCGCAAGAGGGUGA
Molecule: messenger RNA, 2487 nt
Organism: Cyphellophora europaea CBS 101466
Lineage: Eukaryota; Fungi; Ascomycota; Eurotiomycetes; Chaetothyriales; Cyphellophoraceae
Exons: 1
Coding region: 1-2487 (828 amino acids)
Biological process (GO): TORC2 signaling
Cellular component (GO): plasma membrane; TORC2 complex; cytoplasm
Molecular function (GO): phosphatidylinositol-4,5-bisphosphate binding
Source: RefSeq, a predicted model, not a curated record